Pipistrellus nathusii (Nathusius's pipistrelle) is the source of this 303-nucleotide messenger RNA. Lineage: Eukaryota; Metazoa; Chordata; Mammalia; Chiroptera; Vespertilionidae. The record is from the annotation of a GenBank genome assembly.
AUGGAGCGUCCCCAGGAGAUGGUUCAGCGAGGAGACGGAGCAGACAGGUCAGGCCGAGCUGGGCCUCCGUCAGCUCUGGGGGCUGGGAGUGCAGGGGGAGGGGGGCAGGAGAUGGGGCGCAGCCUGAGCCUCCCCGGUCCACACCUGCAGGUGACACACCAGCUCGCUGCUCACUGCCAGGGUCUGGACUCCAGGUGGCAGCCGUGCCCCGGGCAGAGCCUCAGGCCCACGUGUGGCAGAGCCGGUACGGGAGGCCCCGUGGCUGCUGCCACCCUGCAGGGCCGGGGCAGUGGCUCCCUGUGA